GCCUGGCCCCUCCUCCACAAUGUGGCUUCUCGCCUUCUUCCUGCUGGCAUCUGCAGCCCGGGAUGGCGACAAGGUUCUAGAAGGUGAAGAGUGCCCACCCCACUCCCAGCCGUGGCAAGUCGCCCUCUACGAGCGCGGGCGCUUCAACUGCGGGGCCUCCCUCAUCUCGCCACGCUGGGUGCUGUCUGCUGCCCACUGCCAAACCCGCUUCAUGAGUGUGCACCUGGGUGAGCACAAUCUGCGGAAGCACGAGGGCCCGGAGCAGCUGCGGGCCGUACUCCGCACCAUCCCGCACCCCGGCUAUGAGCCACGCAGCCACCUUCACGACAUCAUGCUGCUGCGGCUGGCCCGCCCCGUGAACCUCACUCCACAGGUUCGACCCCUGGCCCUGCCCACGCGCUGCCCACACCCCGGUGAGGCCUGCGUGGUAUCGGGCUGGGGCCUGGUGUCAGACAAUGAGUCUGGGACUACAGGAAGCCCCACGUCACAAGUGAGUCUGCCGGACACGUUGCAUUGUGCCAACAUCAGCAUCAUCCCAGACACAUCUUGUAACAAGGAUUACCCAGGCCGCCUGAGGGACACCAUGGUGUGCGCAGGAGUGGAGGGCGGCGGCACAGACUCCUGUGAGGGUGACUCGGGGGGACCCCUGGUCUGUGGGGGAGUCCUGCAGGGUGUGGUAUCCUGGGGAGACGUCCCUUGUGACACUACUACCAAGCCUGGGGUCUAUUCCAAAGUCUGCUGCUACUUGGACUGGAUCAGAGAGACCAUGAGGAGGAACUGACCCCUGGCCUGUGCCCCGAGUCCCAGCCUGAA
Dipodomys ordii (Ord's kangaroo rat) is the source of this 813-nucleotide messenger RNA. RefSeq names its product kallikrein-related peptidase 15 (gene Klk15). The transcript is spliced from 5 exons. The record is from RefSeq and is a predicted model, not a curated record. Lineage: Eukaryota; Metazoa; Chordata; Mammalia; Rodentia; Heteromyidae. Bases 20 to 781 code for a protein of 253 amino acids. Gene Ontology annotation, biological process: proteolysis. Gene Ontology annotation, molecular function: serine-type endopeptidase activity.